Messenger RNA from Coffea eugenioides, 1008 nucleotides. RefSeq names its product cytochrome b561 and DOMON domain-containing protein At4g17280-like. NCBI's taxonomy places the organism in Eukaryota, Viridiplantae, Streptophyta, Magnoliopsida, Gentianales, Rubiaceae. Bases 27 to 551 code for a protein of 174 amino acids. The transcript is spliced from 3 exons. The record is from RefSeq and is a predicted model, not a curated record.
CUAGUAUUUCUGAGCAGCCAAAGACCAUGAUUUUUCAUUGUCUCAUUUUUGUGGGUUUUAUCUCUUUCCUACCCUCAACUGAUUCCAGUAUUUCUGCACUCAGCGAGAAGCUUUCUCCCACGAUGAAUGAUGACAAGAUUAAUAAUGUUCCUAUAAUGGAGUUGCAAUCCAGCAAGGGGCAAUACAAGCUUCCCGUUCCACAUCAGAACUUGAGGCCGCGGAACCUCCGGCAUCACCCUCUCCGCCUAAAAUUAGUAAGGGGUGGUGCUUCAUUCUUGCAGAAAGUCCAUGGAAUGGUCAACAUUUUUGGAUGGGGAGUUCUCUUGCCUAUUGGUACAAUAGUUGCAAGACACUUCAAGAAAUUGCCUUCGAACAACGCUGAUUGGUACUCUCUGCACAUAUUAUCCCAAACAUCAGGAUUCCUUUUGGGCACAAUUGGAUGGGGCCUUGGUUUGUCUAUUAGAAGUGCAGCCAAAAAGCAUAAUAUGAGUGUCCACGGAAUUCUUGGCACCAUCAUUUUUGCCUUGGCCACAUUACAAACAAGACAAUAACAUAUUACAGUUAAUUAUAGCAGUGUGUGUGAGACCAAAUCAAGAAGAACAUGGAUCGAAGACUUAUUGGGUGAUAAGCCAUCAUAUUUUGGGCUAUGCUCUGAUUAUUCUCAUCAUCUCAAAUGUGUAUGAAGGAAUUGGCCAUCAAAAUUUUGCAGCAGCCAAGAAUUGGAAAUGGAUAUAUGGCGCCAUCCUGGGGGCACUUGUCUUUACAUUCCUUGCAUUGGAGCUUGUAAGGCGUGUUAAAUUUGAUGUCAGGUCAGCGUAGUGAUUCUAGAUCAUCAGAAGAACUACUGUAUUUUUUUUUAUAUAUAGAAAACAAAAAUUCAACAAUAAUAUUAUUAAUGAGUUAGUUGGAAAUCGUUCGAGUACAAUUUAUUUGACAAGGUCAGGAAGAAAAAUUCAUAAAGAUUCAGUUAGGUUGGCAAAUUUAACGAUCAAAACUACUACAUCUGAU